AUGUUUAAAGGCGGUCAGACAAAUCCCUACGACGAUGUCGUCGCCAAAACUACGGAUGAGAACAUGACGAGCGAGAAUUGGGAGCUAAUUCUCAAUCUAUGCGACAAGGUUCAGGACGAGGGAGAGACAGGGGCUCGAAAUGUGGUCGCGGCAGUACUAAAGCGUCUUGCGCAUCGCAAUCCGAAUGUUCAAUUGUAUACCUUUACGCUGGCCGAGUCACUUACUAAGAAUUGCGGUGUGGAAGUGCACAGGGAAAUUGCCUCCCGUGCCUUUACGCAAAGCAUCGAGAAGUUGGUCACCGAUCGGAACACACACGAGAAAGUGCGACGUCGUGCUUUAGCCUUGGUCGCCAUGUGGACUGUAGACUUCGAGAAGGACCCCACACUGGGCAUUAUGGAAGAAUGUUAUGAAUCGUUAAAGGCCAAAGGUUACAGAUUUGAGACUCCUGAUGAACCUCCGCCACCAGAGGUGGACGACGAAGUCCGACGACGAGAGGAGGAAGAGCUUCAACGUGCAUUAGAAAUGUCGAUGCACGAUAAGGGUGGAAGAUCUCAGUGGGAGCAGUAUUCGCUGGCUUCUUCGAGCGGCGCAGGCGGCUCAGGUGCUGCGUCUAGCUCUGCUACUCAACAGGCUGCGGCCGCAUCCGCUGCGAGUGCGCAGCGUCAACAGAGCAUUUCGCAGCCAACCUAUGGUGGAUAUGUCCCAUCAUCGAACCCCGCGGUUUCUGCCAAUCCGACGCCAUCUACCAUGAUCAGUGCAGCAAGUACAGUAUCGAGUACAACCUCCCCGUCACCAAGUGUAUCGACGCAGGAAACUAUCCCCGUCGUUACGCGAGUAAAAGCACUUCAUACAUUUGAACCCACAGAAGCUGGUGAGCUUGCCUUUGAGAAAGGCGAUAUUAUCAAGGUCGUCGAUCGCGGGUACAAGGAUUGGUGGCGAGGCCAAUUGAAGGGCAGAACGGGUAUUUUCCCUGUCAACUAUGUGGAACCAUUGCCCGAACCUACUGCGUCUGAAAUUGCGAAAGAAGCGGAGCAAGAGGCCACCGUAUUCAGUCAGGCUGCAAACGUGGAUCGGUUGUUGACUUUGCUCCGCGGAAUGGACCCUGCUAAAGACAAUCUUGCGGAUAACGAGGAGAUUCAGGAACUAUAUAGGAAUUGCAUGACACUUCGUCCCAAGAUUGUCAAGCUGAUCGAUAAAUACAGCCAGAAGCGGGCUGAUCUUGUGUCAAUGAAUGAGACAUUCGUCAAGGCAAGGACAAUCUUUGACCGAAUGAUGGAGGAAAGUCUUGCCAGGCACACUGCCAUGUACGACGGUCGCCCGCCCUAUGGCCAAGUUCCGUCUCAGUCAUAUAUUGCACGCCCAGACUCGAGGGCACGACAGGAGUAUGGAGUGCCAGGCAGGCCUCAGCAGUAUGGAUGGAAUCCCGCUGUGUAUGAUCAAGCGACUGCAGGUUAUAACGGAUACACAACUCCUCCAGCUGCUUAUCCUCCUGGCCCUGAAGGAGCAUAUCCAGGCACCGCUCAGCCGCAACCCUACGCUGAGUCGAAUCCGUAUGCACAGAGACCACAGUACGCUCAGCCAUCUGGUUACACCCUACCUGCAGGAGCCCCAGUUCCGUAUGGUGCCCAGCCAGAAGUCCAACCAUAUGUUGCACAAUCUACGCACCAGCCCCACCUCCAGCCUCAGUACCAGCCUCAGCCCCAGCCUCAGCCUCAGCCUCAACAGCAAUUUCCGGCUCAGGCUCAGACGCAGGUUCAGGUUCAGGCUCAACAGCAACAACCUCAGGCGAUGGCCCAUCAUCCAGAACCCCAACCUCAGCCCCAGCCUCAGGUUCAGUCACAACCUCAUGCGCAGCCUCAGCUACAACCACAACCUCAGUCACAACCUCAGCCCCAGCCCCAGCAGCAAACUCAAAUGAGCGGACCACCAUUUGUAUUUGAUCCCAAUGCGGCGUAUCCGGACCCAAAUGCACAGGCGUGGGCUCAGUACUACGCACAGGGCGGAACGGACCCCACUGGCUCGGUCUACUUCAUCUCGGUGCCCGGUAUAAAGGAAGGUCCACCGGAACCAGCGGCUCACAGCAACUCGCCAGAUCAGGCUCAGAGAAGCCCUCAACAAGGACCCCUUCAAGGUCAGAUGCAGACACAAGUUCAACCCCAGGCUGGGGGAUACCAGCCGCAGGGUGUUCAGGUUCAAGCCCAACCCUCGUCUUCUCCAUACCAGUCGUAUCCGGCGGCGGCGGCGCAAAUGCCACAGUUGUCAAAUCCUGACCUGAGUGUUCACCCGUUCCAGGACGGUAUGGGCUCUGCGUCCGCAUCGGAGGUGCAUCUCCCGCAGCAGAGUGCUCCAGCCCCGUCCAGCCCGACUGCAAGCGCGCAUUCGCACUCGCACUCGCAGCAGCAGCAGCAGCCUGGUUAUGGUCCGUCGCCGUAUGCUGCCCCGGGGUAUGCCGCCUCUGCCGGUGCUCCGCGGGGUACAUCGCCGCCCGCUGGCGCGGACCCAAGUGCGGCCACUCAACAGGGCGCAUGGCCGAUGCAGUACCACGAGAUCCAGACGCAAUUUGCGGGCAUGGAGCUCUCUGGGGAGGGCGCGCAAAGUGCGCAUGCAAGCUCGCAGGGUGUCGGCGCACCGGCUUGA
Messenger RNA from Fibroporia radiculosa, 2637 nucleotides. RefSeq lists its product as uncharacterized. The record is from RefSeq and is a predicted model, not a curated record. Bases 1 to 2637 code for a protein of 878 amino acids. Gene Ontology annotation, molecular function: phosphatidylinositol binding; ubiquitin binding. Gene Ontology annotation, biological process: protein transport to vacuole involved in ubiquitin-dependent protein catabolic process via the multivesicular body sorting pathway. NCBI's taxonomy places the organism in Eukaryota, Fungi, Basidiomycota, Agaricomycetes, Polyporales, Fibroporiaceae. Gene Ontology annotation, cellular component: ESCRT-0 complex. The transcript has 9 exons.